AUGUCAACGAACAUCACCUGGCAUGCCGGUCUCACACGGAAGGAGCGAAGCGAGCUACGAAAGCAGAAGGGAUGCACGGUAUGGUUCACAGGACUGUCUGCCUCCGGCAAGUCCACCAUUGCGAUAGCGCUUGAACAACACCUCCUCCACCAAGGUCUCGCAUGCUACAGACUGGACGGUGACAAUGUGCGCUUCGGUCUCAACAAGGACCUUGGCUUUUCGCCAAAGGAUAGAGAAGAGAACAUUCGACGGAUAGCAGAGGUAGCGAAGCUAUUCGCAGACUCGACAACAAUCGCUUUGACAUCGUUCAUCUCGCCUUAUAAGGCCGACCGCCAACUCGCGCGCGAACUGCACGCCGACACCAAGAAUACCGACUCGCCUUUACCAUUCAUCGAGGUCUUCAUUGACAUUCCAGUAGAGGAAGCCGAGAAGCGCGACCCGAAAGGCUUGUAUAAGAAAGCCAGAGCGGGUGAGAUCAAGGAGUUCACGGGCAUUAGUGCGCCGUACGAGGCUCCGGAGAAGCCUGAGAUUCACAUUCACAGUGAGAAGACGAGCGUUGAAGAGGCGGUGCGGAUUAUUACAAAGUAUCUUGACGAGCAGGGACUGCUGAAGUCUGGUUAACGGAAGUUGACAUCUUUUGUCCUGUUGAAGCGUGGCAUGUAGAUUCUGUCAUCUUGAUUAAUGGCUGCACCCCGCCGUCACCCGCCCUCGCGCCAUCGUGUUAUGCCAGUGGUAUCGAAGGUGCGAGGCGGACCACCUUUCAAAUGAUCCGUACAUGAAUCUUGUCGAGAUCCGCCACCUCGAGCUCAGGUUCGAACCCCAUGUCAUAAAAGCAGCCGAGCUUUUUGGAGCUUCCAUUU
Messenger RNA from Baudoinia panamericana UAMH 10762, 860 nucleotides. RefSeq lists its product as uncharacterized. Bases 1 to 621 code for a protein of 206 amino acids. The record is from RefSeq and is a predicted model, not a curated record. Lineage: Eukaryota; Fungi; Ascomycota; Dothideomycetes; Mycosphaerellales; Teratosphaeriaceae. The transcript is spliced from 3 exons. Gene Ontology annotation, molecular function: adenylylsulfate kinase activity; ATP binding. Gene Ontology annotation, biological process: sulfate assimilation.